UGUACUUCUCUGCCCUCAAGAAUUCAUCCUUCAGUCAUUCUCAGAGCUCAGAGAAUUUAUUUUCUUGCUUAAAAUGGCUUUGCUCUCAGAUCUUGUUAAUCUUAACCUCUCUGAUUCUACAGAGAAGGUGAUCGUUGAGUAUAUAUGGGUUGGGGGAUCCGGUAUGGACCUCAGAAGCAAAGCCAGGACUAUUUCUGGUCCCGUAGACGAUCCCAAAAAGCUGCCUAAGUGGAACUAUGAUGGUUCUAGCACAGGCCAAGCUCCUGGUGAAGACAGUGAAGUGAUCAUAUAUCCUCAAGCAAUUUUCAAGGAUCCCUUCAGGAGGGGCAACAACAUUCUGGUCAUGUGCGAUUGUUACACUCCAGCAGGUGAGCCGAUUCCCACAAACAAGAGGCAUAACGCAGCCAAAAUUUUCAGCCAUCCUGACGUUGCUGCUGAAGAGCCCUGGUACGGAAUUGAGCAAGAAUACACCUUGUUGCAAAAGGAUGUCAAGUGGCCUAUUGGAUGGCCCGUGGGAGGCUUCCCUGGACCUCAGGGCCCUUACUACUGUGCAAUUGGAGCUGAUAAAGCAUUUGGACGUGAUAUAGUAGAUGCACAUUAUAAGGCGUGCCUUUAUGCUGGAAUUAACAUAAGCGGCAUCAACGGGGAAGUGAUGCCUGGCCAGUGGGAGUUUCAAGUUGGACCAGCCGUUGGCAUCUCUGCAGGAGAUGAGCUUUGGGUUGCUCGCUACAUUCUGGAGAGGAUCACUGAGAUUGCUGGGGUGGUGCUUUCGUUCGAUCCCAAACCUAUUCAGGGUGAUUGGAAUGGUGCAGGUGCCCACACCAAUUACAGCACUAAAUCUAUGAGGAAUGAAGGAGGUUAUGGAGUCAUCAAGAAGGCAAUUGAGAAGCUUGGACUUAGGCACAAAGAGCAUAUUGCCGCCUAUGGUGAAGGAAAUGAACGUCGUCUCACUGGCCGACACGAAACAGCUGAUAUCAAUAACUUCUUGUGGGGUGUUGCAAACCGUGGUGCAUCAAUUCGUGUUGGCCGAGAUACAGAGAAAGAGGGCAAAGGGUACUUUGAGGACAGAAGGCCUGCUUCAAACAUGGAUCCGUAUACUGUCACCUCAAUGAUUGCAGAUACUACCAUCCUCUGGAAAUCUUGAAAGCUCUAUUAGCCUGAACUGAAGACGAGAUAAUUCAACUCUGGGGCCUUCGACACAGGAGAAUUGUGUUUCACUUACAAUUGCUAUCUUGUAUUACUGAAUAGAAUAGUGUCCUUGUUGUUUGCUACCAUGUAUUUCAGGCAGCAAGGACUAUAGUUCAUUGCGUUGUUGCCUAGUGCUUUUGCAGCAGUCUUAAAAUAACAGUUGUCAUUUUACUAAUGACAGUUGAAGCGUGAUUUCCUUUUUGUCA
Messenger RNA from Coffea eugenioides, 1394 nucleotides. Its product is annotated as glutamine synthetase cytosolic isozyme 2. The transcript is spliced from 12 exons. Gene Ontology annotation, molecular function: glutamine synthetase activity. Gene Ontology annotation, cellular component: cytoplasm. The coding region runs from base 74 to 1144 and encodes 356 amino acids. NCBI's taxonomy places the organism in Eukaryota, Viridiplantae, Streptophyta, Magnoliopsida, Gentianales, Rubiaceae. The record is from RefSeq and is a predicted model, not a curated record.